Ceratitis capitata (Mediterranean fruit fly) is the source of this 4760-nucleotide messenger RNA. RefSeq lists its product as uncharacterized. NCBI's taxonomy places the organism in Eukaryota, Metazoa, Arthropoda, Insecta, Diptera, Tephritidae. The coding region runs from base 1857 to 3662 and encodes 601 amino acids. The record is from RefSeq and is a predicted model, not a curated record. Gene Ontology annotation, cellular component: nucleus. The transcript is spliced from 7 exons.
GAAUCACACACACAACCAUAUAAUUUCUCCAAGAGUCGACGUCGUCGUCGACGCUCAUGCUUGGGAGCAGCGACUGCAGCUAAGCUAUAGCAGCAUCAAACCGAAACAGCAAUACAAACAGCAAAUUGUUUCGCUUGGAAUCGCGAGCAAAGAGGGUCGAGCGUUCGCUGUGCUAAACGUCGUCGCCUCGCUACGAUUCAUAUACAAUUAAAAAAUGUUUUUUAAUUAAAGGCAGCGAUAAGUAGCAGCUGCAGCGAAAUGCUAUAAUCUAACCGGGUCAGAACGGACAAUAUACGGAAUUAAAAAAGACGAGGAAGCGAAUUAAAAGUAAAACAAAUAGAAAUCUGUGUAAAUAUAGUAUAUUUUGUGAAAAAUUUGUCUUAUUUUCUGGUUGGUUAACUUUUGGGCUAGCAACGAUCCCAAAUUGCAUAACACAGUGGUAUAUGUGUAAUAAGUAUAAGUGUAAGUGAAUGUUUGAGUGUUGGUUUAUUGUCGCAUUACCUGUGGUGGAAUUAUAGAAGACAUCAAAACUCGUAAGUUGAGUUGAAUGGCGCUUGCUAGAGCAAGGAGAGGAAAUGUACAAAAUAUAUGAGGAAGGCAAGCAAACUAAAAUAUAGGAGAAGAACGACGAUGUAGAAAUCUAUAUACAAAACACAAUCUAUCUCAGUGGUAUACCAUUGUGAACCCUUUUAUUAAAAAUAGUAGUAGUUUGAGGAGGAAUAUUAGAAAGCAAUCUGUACACUGCACAUACAACAUUACCUAAACUCUGUGAACGGACAAUAAUUGGACAGCAAGCUUCGAGUGUACGCUUUAUGCUUUUCCAUUAGAUCAUAGUGACUGAGUCAAACAGUCCCACCGGCAUAAUUGGCGAUUUGUAUGUGAAAGUAGUCGUAGAAUCGUAUGAACGCUGCUUUUUUCAAACACUUGUGAUUAGCAAAAUGACCGGCAUGUUAAGCGUAACCAUGUAAAUAAUGAAUAAGUCACAAUAGUUUUGAUUUAUAUCAUGCAAACAAAGAUGAAUGGGAAACAAUAGCCAGCAUAUCUAAUUAACAUCUUGACGUUCAAAACCAGAGCCAACACAUACAUGAGCAGCAAUAAAAUAAACAAAGCCGUCGAAUUUAUUCACCACCCUAGUGUGCCCCAACAACUAUUGGCGUUGUCGUCGCUGCAGCCACCACUCUGUUCUGCGCAGGCAGAGAGUUACGAAGAGAAAAGUGCAGCGUAGUUUGUCUAAAACUACAUAAAAUCAUUAGCAAUAGAGUGGACAUAGCAGUUAAUACUGAAUUUGGCUAUUAUUCUAACUCGAUACAUCGCUUUUAAGCCCCAUAGCAAAUAGCUUGAAAUUUCAGCAAAGCAGAAAACAGGAUUUACUCAUAUAAUUUAGUCAAAUUAGAUUUAACAACGUAACCCAUCAGUAUUGUAUCAAUAAACUCAGCGAAUGUGAGCAAGAUAGAAAUUGUGUUUCGACGCGUUAAUAUUAUAUGCCAAGUGUAUGUGUGAGAGGGAGCGAGCUCAAGCGUAUCAAUUUAGUGUGGUGAAGAACAAGUGACCGAAGAACGGCAGCAGCUAAACGCCAGCAAAGCUUAACGAGUAAGCAGGUGCGUUACAUUAAUUCGUACUUUUGCAGUAUUGGCGUACUCGUUCGUGUUUGUAUGCAUGAAGUGGCGUAUUGUUUUUAACAGAAACUGUGCUGAAUUGGAGUGAGCCGACCCGCGUGAGUGUGUGCUGCGUGCUGCGUGUCUGAUUACUAGUGUCUGCCAACUGCUAAACAGAGUCAACCAACAACACAUCGUCGGUUCAUUGCAAAGUAGCAGAGCGAAGCGACAUUCAUCUUCAUCGGUUAAAUCGGUCGGGAUAUGGCCGUGUUCUUAAUAAACAUUUGCAAAUUUAAUGGAUGCGGUAUCACGUUUCCUAGUUUAGGAGAUUUAAUACAACAUAUUGAGGAUACGCAUAUCGACUAUGAUCCUAAAGUGGUCGAACAGAAAGAGCAGGCGCAGCCUGCAUGCCUGCCGUUAAGCUAUGUGCUUCGUUUUAUAUCCGAAGAUGCACGCAAGGAGGCUCCAUUCCUAUCCACCAAUACGUCGGGCGUUGAACUCAAGCGGAAGUUGGCGAUCAAACAUCACAGUUACAGUAUGUCGUCGUCAAAUCGCAGCAAUACGCCCACUGGCAGCGAAAUGGACGAUGAUGAAAUGGUUGUCUCGGAGUCUGAGGAUAGCAAUGAUUCAUGGACAACUGAAGAAUUCAGUUCUGAAUUCAUAAUGCGUUAUGGGAGCAGGCAUUCUGGUACCGGCAGUAAUGGUGCACCGGGUAAUGAGAAACCGUUUGCAUGUCCUGUGCCUGGUUGCAAAAAGCGUUAUAAGAAUGUCAACGGCAUCAAGUAUCAUUCGAAAAAUGGCCACAAAAAAGAUGGAAAAGUUCGCAAAGGCUAUAAGUGCCACUGUGGUAAAAGCUACAAGACCGCACAGGGCCUGAAGAAUCAUGCUUUAGUGGCACAUAAUUCCUCGCCGGAGAGCGUCCUGAGUACACAACAUGUGUCCAAUAUAACAACUGCCAGCAAUGGCACUGGUGUUAACAUGAGCUCAGGCAUUAUCUUGCAACGUAGCAGCUCGCCCUCGCAGUCGUUGGGAUCACUUAGUCCAUCCAGCAUCAGCAACAUGUCGAGUAGUGCCAGCAGCUGUCACGGUAGUGCCAGCAGCAACACACACAACAGCAAUAGCAAUUCUGCUGGCAAUAAUAAUGUUGGUGGCAGCAGCAACACUACAUCCGCUGUUGCCACCAGCAAUAUGUUGCAACAAUUAACAAAUGGCACACUAUCCAAUGGUAGCCCUAAUGUUGUUGCCACAACAAAUGGUGUGGGUGGUCUAGGUUUACAUCAUCACCAGCAUCACUCGCAGCAGCAACAGCAGCAGCAACAACAUCAGUUUAAUAACCAACAACAACAACCACAUUUGCAUAGCCUAGGAUCGUCGUCAGCAACAACAACAACAUCAGAACAAAUAAAUGUAAACACCUCCGCCGCCUGCAUGCCUUACAAUAAUGGGCAACUUCUCUCUGGUGCUACGCCAAUCGCCAACGCUUGUUCGAAUGUCGCUGCCUCACCAGUGGCUACCGUUGCGGUCAGCAUGAAUGGCACACCAAUUAAUACAGUGGCUAAUGCUGCUGCUUGUGGUGUCAACAGCAAUAAUAAUAACAAUAACAAUAUAAAUAUGAAUAUGAAUAUUACUAUGACGCCUAACAUCUAUGGCGCUCCGCCCAUGAUUUCACCUACUUUCAUUGAACACAAGUACUCGGCGAAUACGUUUAAAGAGAAAUUUUUGGCCAAUUUACGUGCCAAUCAAAAUGCUGUGAAUAAAUCAAAUAUGAACAACAACAAUAAUAAUAAUAAUAACUGUAGCAGUAAUAAUAACAAGAAUAUCAAUAACAAACAAUCAACAUAUAACAAUAACAACAAUAAUAAUAAUGAUAAUAAUCUAAAUAGUAAUAUAAAUGCAAAUGCAAUCGGAAAUGAUUGUGACGAUGGAGCCGGUGGUGGUACGUUAGGUCAGCUUCACACUACUAACGUCCCAACAAUUGGCGCUACCCACAGCAUUGAUGACAUUAUACAACAACAAUUUAGUGAAAACUACAAUAGAAAGAUAAUGUACCAGAAGACAAUAAAUUAAAAGCUACAUUUGGGGAGGUGAGUGCAAAUGCGGCGUUGCGUGCAAUAGGAGAAUAUGUGUUAUAUGUACUUAUGUAUGUAUAUACAUACAUAUAUAUGUAUGUAAUAAAAUGUAUGUAUGUAUGUAGAUAAUGGCAUAGUAUUUUUGGCUGUGACGGAAUAGACGAAAGUCUACAGGAAGAGAAUGCAAUGCACAGCGGCAAGAGGACAGAGAAAAAUCAUAUGGCUAACAACUAAAAUCGGCAAAGAGAGUGUGAGAAGAUCUUUUGAGGAGGCAGAGAGUUGUGCUAGAUCCGUGAUAUAUGGACAGAAAGCGCUCGUUUGCUGGACUUGAGGUUAAAUUUAUAAAAAGUAUCCUGACGCCAACUGACAGUCCUUUCAACAUUAUUACGUUAAUUAUUAAAUACAAAUUUAAAAUAUCAGUUUUCGUUGACGCCUUGAAUUCAUCAAUUACAUUUACCAUUUGACAUUAAAUAUUUUUUUAUAUAUAAGUUUUGUUUAGUUACUUUUAUGUUGGGAAUUCAAACUUUUAGAAAAUUUAAAAUGUAUAUAUUUUUUUAAUUGGAAAACUAAAUUUAUUGCUUUAUGAUCAAAUAAUAUGUUUUAAUUGAAUCGCCUUAAAAUGAACUGAAACUUGGUAAAAGAAGGUUACUUGAGGAAUGUAUAUUAAAAAAAAAAAACUCAAAAAAUCCAGAAAGCGCUUCCGACAACAAGGUGUUGGUUGAACAUAAUUUUUGGCUGGAUAUAUAAAUUAAUGUAAUAUUAUUGUAAAAAUUUUACGUGCAUUUUGGUUAUAUUGGCAUAUUUUGUUGUUGGAAAACAUUUACCAGCUAAAAUAGCAGAAAUUGGGACUACUAUUCAAACAUAAUCAGAUAACAGAAAUAAAAAGCACGUUAUUUAUUUAUCAUUUGAGUACGUAUGGAGAAAUGAUUGGCAUCAUAGAUAAUUGUAUUAAAGGUGAACAUUUUUAAAACAUUUUAGUGGCACUCGCUUUGUUGUGCUCAGUGCACAUAAAAUCCAUUGGAAAUCGCUGCACCUUUUUGGCAUUUGAUUAUACACAUUUUAAAUGCGCUCAAAAAUAAAAAGAAAAACAUUGAAA